AUGUCGUCAAGACGUGUAGCAAUUCGCCAUGGUGGUCAUUGGGAGAGAUCCAAUUACAUAGGUGGUGACGAGGUUCUUUUAUACAUGCCUGUGGGUUUGUUAUCCUAUGAUAAUCUAGUACGAGGGAUUAACGAGCAAUUGGAUUGUGAUGAAAGCGCCUCUGAUUAUUUGUUUCAUUAUCUGAUGAGCAUGAGCGAUGGUAGGAGAACAAAAGUUGCCUUGAAAAGUGAUACAGAUUUUUUUCGACUGCUUUUGGAACAGAAUGACUAUCCAGUAGUCUAUGUUGUCAAGAAAGGCAAGCAGCCAACCGGAGAUGUAGAAAAUCGCACAGAGUCAAGGUGUUUUGGUGAUGGCAAGCGUCAAACAGUCGACGCGCAUGCUCAGAUAGUGUCUUCCGAUGAUGAGGUCGUCGACAAGCGUCGUGAAGAGAUAGUGUUGGCGGCAAUCCAUGAAUUUACAGGUUGGAUUCGCCAACCUGGUCACCUCGAGAAGAUGAUUGGGAAUCGUAAAUUUUCUUCUGAUGAUCAUGAUUUUGAUAGUACCUUACCAUUGAAUUGGGCUGAACCAUCGUUUCCAGAUAAAGACCAACUUGCGGUGAAUGCCACAUUUCGGUCUAAGGAUGAGUUGGCAAUUGCUGUAGGGCUUUAUCACAUGGAGAAAAAAGUGGAGUACGCGGUGGAUCGAUCCACCACCGAACGUGUGGGUUAUAUCUGCAAACAUGACGACGAAUGCCCUUUCAUGUUGCGUGCAGUCCAGGAAGUUGGACUUUGGAGAAUCAUUAAGUUCAUUCCAAACCACACUUGUCGUUCGAAUUUGACUCGCACUGCUCCGAGAAUGGUGCCGUCUAGAGUAGUUGCUGCAUACUUUUCACGAAAAUUAUCGGUGGAGAGGAUUGUUCUAAAACCGAAAGAGAUGAUGGAUGAAAUGCUUAGGCUAUUUGGCAUUCAGAUGGGCUACAAGUUUGCUUUGCGGUCCAGGGAUAUUGCUCUAGAGAUGAUGUAUGGUGGGUUCGAGCAGUCUUAUCAGAGGCUCCCGACUUAUCUAUACUUGUUGGGGGAGCGUAAUACUGGGACCAUAUAUGAUGUUCAGACUACUCAGACGGGUGAGUUCCGCUACAUGUUUUUAGCUCUUGGACAGUCUAUUCACGCCUUUCAAAAUCAUCUUAGGCCUGUCAUUGUAGUAGAUGGAACCCACCUUAAAGGAAAGAACAAAGGGGUUCUCUUUGUCGCAGUUACUAAAGAUGGUAACGAAGGGGUCUUUCCACUUGCAAUUGGUCUUGGUCCGAUCGAGAAUGACGAAUCAUGGACAUAUUUUUUCUCGAUGUUGCGUGCGAGCCUAGGAGAUCCACCGGAUGACUUACUGAUCGUGUCUGAUCAACACACGAGCAUCCGGAGUGCCAUUGAGUCCAUAUACCCGAAUGUUGCUCACGGGUUGUGCUUUUAUCAUAUACAGAAGAACUUGGCGCGAUUUGGCCGUCACGUAGCUGAAAUAUACAAAAAUGCAGCCUACAGUUAUCGACAUGAAGUAUUUAACUUGAGCUUUGCUGCUUUGGAAGCCCACCACCGGGCGGGUGCUUACAAGAGACUGACAGAUAUUGGGGUUGAAAGGUGGGCAAGAUCGAAGUGUCCGGUACGGCGCUACAGUUUUAUGACGUCUAAUGCAGCUGAAAGUAUGAAUGCUCGAUUGUUAUGGGCGAGACGUCUGCCGGUUUGCGCCAUGUUGGAAGUGUAUCGCUCAACUGUAGAACAAUGGUUUGACCAACGACGCGCAGAAGCUUUAGCCAGAGACCACGAGAUGACAAAGGAGGCUUUCAGAAAACUAUCUUUAUCUGUAGAAUCGGGUCGUCGCUAUACUGUUCGGGGAACAACGACACAUGUAUUUAAAGUCGAAUUAGAGAACAAGACAACCUUUGUUGAUCUACAAAGCUGGACAUGCGAUUGUCGUGAGUUUGAUUUGGACAUGAUACCGUGUCGUCACGCUUGUGCUGCUAUACGGCAUGCCAACCUCAACGUCUAUGACUUUGUGGGACGUUAUUUCAAACAACAUGCCUUAUUACAAACUUAUGCAGCUCGGGUAGAGCCAGUUCCACAACCUGACACGUGGGAUGUGCCGACUUCAGUAUCUGGCUACAUUAUUCGACCACCGGUCAUUAAGCGACAAUCUGGACGACCGAAAGACAGCAGAGCUCAAUCACAUCUUGAGAAAUCGUCGUCCACCACACCGCGUCAAAUUUGUGGCAGGUGUAAAGGCCAUGGGCACAAUAGGAGAUCAUGCGCGGCAUCUCUUCCUACCGAGGACGUGGACCCUCAACCACAGAAGGGCCGACAAAAGAAGAAGUGCACGACUGUUAUUGUGCACCGGAUAACUGUGUAUGCAUUCGACUGUGUUCUAUCAUUGUGCACUGUCAUUGUGCACCGUAUAACUAUUCCUUUUGGCCGAUUUGAGGGCGUUUGGGCAAUGGAAAUUAAGAACUUGAACAUCCUAAGUUAA
Molecule: messenger RNA, 2490 nt
Organism: Salvia miltiorrhiza (redroot sage)
Lineage: Eukaryota; Viridiplantae; Streptophyta; Magnoliopsida; Lamiales; Lamiaceae
Exons: 5
Coding region: 1-2490 (829 amino acids)
Molecular function (GO): zinc ion binding
Source: RefSeq, a predicted model, not a curated record